Hyaloperonospora brassicae is the source of this 2118-nucleotide messenger RNA. Lineage: Eukaryota; Oomycota; Peronosporomycetes; Peronosporales; Peronosporaceae. The record is from the annotation of a GenBank genome assembly.
AUGUCCGCGCUGCGUCUCGCCUUGUGGCGCAAGCCCCUGCGCCCCGCGUCGUUGCCGCCCCACGACAAUGGCACGACGACGACCGCCGCGGCUACGACCGCCGUCGAGAUGCGCCGCACGCUCGGCCUCUUCGACCUCCUCAUGGUCGGCAUCGGCGGCACCGUCGGCUCGGGCGUCUUUGCCAUUGCCGGGCUCAUUGCCAGUCGCUACGCAGGGCCCGCCGCAACGCUGUCGUGGCUCCUCGCGGGCCUCGGCUGCCUCUUGAGCGGCCUGAGCUUCAUGGAGCUCGCGUGCCUCAUUCCGUCGUCCGGCAGCACGUACGCCUACGCCUACCACGCCCUGGGCGAGUUGCCGGCGCUCCUCGCCGGCUUUCUCUUGACGCUCGAGUACGGCGUGUCGAGCGCCGGCGGGGCGCGCAGCUGGAGCGCCAAGGUGUCGCACUUAAUCGAAUCGUACUUUAGCGGAGAUCCACCAGUGUGGCUCACCCGCAUGUCGUCGUCGCCGGACUCGGUCGUCGACGUCUACGCCGGGCUCCUGGUCGCCACGUGCAUGACCGUCGGGCUCUGCGGCAUGGACGCCAACAAACUGCUCGUGAACGUCGUGACCAUGACGAAGAUUGCGGUCGUGGUCUUCAUCAUCGUCGUGGGGCUCUGGCACUGCCGCGCGACGAACCUCGUGCCCUUUGUGCCCGACGCGCAGCCCACGGGCACGAGUCCGGACAGCGCCGUCGCCUCGCCCGCCGUCGCGUUCGGCUGGCCCGGCGUGCUGGUCGGCGCGUCGGCGAGUUUCUUCGGCUACAUUGGCUACGACGAAGUCUGUUGCCUCGCAGCCGAAGCAAAGGACCCGGCCACGAACAUUCCCCGCGCGAUCGUCGGCACGAUCCUGGGCGCCGCGACGUUGAGCGUGCUCGCGACGUUGGCGCUCGUGGGCAUGCAAAAGUACACGGCCAUUGACGCCGACGAAGCCUUUGGCGCGGCGUUCACGAGCGUAGGCCUCGACUGGGCCGCGUCGUUUGUUGCCGUGGGCGAAGUGCUGACGAUGCCCAUCACGUCGUUCAUUGCGUUCCUCGCGCAGCCGCGGGUGCUCUAUGCCAUGGCACAAGAUGGCCUGCUGCCCAAAGUGUUUGCCGACGUGGACGCACACGGCACGCUGUUUCGCGGCACGCUGUUGAGUGGACUGGGCGCGACAGUGCUCGCUGUCUUUGUGCCUUUUCACGUGCUCUGGAACGUCAUAUCGCUCGGUAUUCUCGUGGCAUUUAACUUUACCAACAGCUCGUUGCUCUUGGUUCGCACGGCAAAGAGCGCUGGCGUGCCGACCACGGACCUCGAGGCGGCGCAGGCAGCAUGGCCGGCCAAGGCUUCGCCUGGUGCGCUGAUUGGGGCAUUCUUUGUUGUCUCGUUCCUAGCCGCGUUUCACUGGCAAAAAGGUGUGGUUGCGAGCGCCUCGCUCUCGGCUGCGACCAAUGCUCCAAUGUUUGAUCGCUAUAUGCGGGCAGUGGGGCCCUUUGCGGCUGCUCUCUUCACCAUAGUCGCUAUUGCACUCACAUUUGCACUGAGCGACAUUGAAAUGACGCAAAGCGUUGCUUCGAAGGCACGUCCAGACGCUCACGCCCAGGAUUCUGUGGCGACUGAUGUACCUUUGGAGAAACGUCAAGCGUUAUUUGGAACAGAUCAACGCAAGUGUCGUCAUGAGAGCGGCUCUUUCGAUCGAGUAUGUGGUGAGGACGACGUGAAGAUGGAAGACAGUGAUAUUAAGUCCGAAGUUGAGCUAUCUGAAUCAAUUUGUUGUCCCGAGCAAGAUCAAUCGCUUUGUAGUGGGGCCACAGAGGACAGCAGUGAAAGCAGUGGACACAUGGUUCCGUCGUUGAAAGCAGGACGCGAAGAAGACAAAGCUGAUGAAGCAGCGUCGACGUUCCGAGCACCGUUCGUGCCGUUCACACCGUGUGUCGCCAUCUUUUUCAACUGGUUCUUGUUUGCUCAAAUGGACGGCACGACCGUUCUGCUUGUCGUACUCUGGCUGCUGCUAGCCGUGGCUGUGUACUUUGGAUACAGCCGCCACCACAGCUUGGCCUUCCAGCAGACCCAGUACCAUCGACUUGCGCUGCAGGAGAAGCCAUGA